AUUGGGCACAUUUUAUAACGUGUACUCUACAAACAAACAAAUGUAAGCAUCUGCCGUUAGAGAGACACUGGUUACAAAGGCCCUUAACUCAGCGGAAGCAGGCGAAUUAAACUUUGUGAGACCAAAGACUCAGGGACCCUUCGUCUCGUUUGUCCUGGAGAGAGAGCUCGUUCCUCACCACUAUGUCCCAGAAUCAAUCAGCACAGACCGCUGACCUCUUCAGCCAAGAUGUGUUCAAUCAGCUGUUUGAUAUGCUGGACCAAUCCACCAUGCAUUCAGUCCAGCCAAUUGAGCUGAACUUCACCGACAGUUCAACAGAUGGGUCUGCAGGAAACACCAUUCAGAUUAGUAUGGACUGUAUAACGAUGCAUGAGGCAGAUGAGAUGCUUUCUUCGCAGUAUACAAACCUGGGGCUCCUGAAUAGCAUGGAUCAGAACAUCCAGAAUGGCGGUUCAACCUCUACCAGCCCCUACAACAAUGACCAUUCACAGAAUAAUGUGACCGCCCCAUCACCCUACACCCAGCCCAGCUCCACCUUCGAUGCCCUUUCUCCCUCACCUGCCAUCCCUUCCAACACAGACUACGCUGGACCUCACACUUUUGACGUUUCCUUUCAACAAUCUAGCACAGCGAAGUCUGCCACCUGGACGUACUCGACAGAAUUGAAAAAGCUAUACUGCCAGAUUGCCAAGACAUGUCCCAUUCAGAUCAAAGUCCUGACCACCCCACCGCAAGGCGCCGUCAUCAGGGCCAUGCCCGUGUAUAAGAAGGCGGAGCACGUGACCGAGGUGGUGAAGCGCUGCCCGAACCACGAGCUCAGCCGCGAGUUCAAUGACGGCCAGAUCGCUCCGCCGAGCCAUCUGAUCCGCGUGGAGGGAAACAACCAUGCCCAGUAUGUGGAGGAUUCCAUCACUGGGAGACAGAGCGUGCUGGUUCCCUACGAGCCUCCCCAGGUGGGGACAGAAUUCACUACAAUCCUGUACAACUUUAUGUGCAACUCGAGCUGCGUGGGCGGAAUGAACAGGCGCCCAAUUCUCAUCAUCGUCACCCUGGAAACCAGAGAUGGUCAGGUAUUGGGCCGCCGGUGCUUCGAGGCCAGGAUCUGUGCCUGCCCGGGCCGAGACCGCAAGGCGGACGAGGACAGCAUCCGCAAGCAGCACGUAACAGACGCCUCAAAGAGCAGUGACGGUACGAAACGCCCUUUGCGCCAGGUUUCACACGGAAUACAGAUGUCCACCAUCAAGAAGAGAAGAUCUACGGACGAGGAGGUGUUUUGUUUGCCUAUCAAAGGCCGCGAAAUUUACGAGAUUUUGGUAAAGAUCAAAGAGUCUCUGGAGCUUAUGCAGUUUCUUCCUCAACAUACCAUAGAAUCAUACAGACAGCAGCAGCAAAACCUACUUCAGAAACAGACCUCGAUGCCGCCUCAGCCUUCCUUCGGGUCCAGCUCUCCGACUCACGGAAAAGUCAACAAGCUGCCCUCUGUCAGCCAGCUCAUCAACCCCCAGCAGCGUAACACACUCACCCCAUCCAGCAUGUCUGGAGGCCUGACUGACAUGACUCCUAUGAUGGGCACUCACAUCCCCAUGAACGCUGACAUGAGUUCACUGAGCCCCACACACGCACUGCAGCCACAGCUUCCCCUGGUGCCUUCCUCCCACUGUACUCCCCCUCCUCCAUACCCCAUGGACAGCAGCAUCUCCAGCUUCCUUAUACGGCUGGGCUGCGCAGGCUGUUUGGACUACUUCACAGCACAAGGCAUAACCAACAUCUACCAGAUUGAAAAUUAUAACAUGGAGGACCUGUCCAGGCUGAAGAUCCCUGCAGAGUUCCAGCACAUCAUCUGGAAGGGAAUCAUGGAGCACCGACAGGCCAUGGAUUAUUCCCCACCCUCCCACAUAGUGCGCACCACCAGUGGAGCUUCCACCGUCAGUGUGGGCUCCUCCGAGGCCAGGGGUGAGCGCGUCAUUGACGCCGUGCGCUUCACCCUGCGCCAGACCAUCUCCUUCCCACCACGCGACGAGUGGUCUGACUUCUCCUUCGACCUGGAUUCUCGUCGCAAACAGCAGCGUAUCAAGGAGGAGGGAGAGUAAAACGACGCCCCCGUCUCGUUCUCAAUUUCUCAUUUCACGUCUCCUUUGGAACAUUUCAUUCGCAAUCCUGGCAUAAGUGCACAUACUGCUGAGAAAUGCACUUAUCUUCAUUAUUGUUCUGGUCCUUGAUACCGAGGAAAAACUGACGGCGUUGCACAAAUGUUUAUGUUUAUAAUUUCUUGAGAGCACUUGAGAUUAGCAUUGAGGGUUAAUGAUUCAUUCCUGUUAAAGCAUGACUGCAAACAAAUUAGAGGGAUUUCUUUUUGGGUUAUGGUCCAUAGUUACUGUAUUUUAUUUUGUAAUACUUAUGUUUUUACCAUUGUGGUACAAGUACACUGGUUUAUGGCAGGGCUCAGCAUUGAUUGUAUACAUUUCAGAAUAUCAGAAGUAUUAUUUCAGCCAAUGUUUUCUGCUGUAGAUGUAAUAUUUUUUAUGUUUGUUGGGAGACCAAUACCCAUAUCUCUCUAUGUGCCAGGUUUGAAGUAUGCCUCCUAGUGACUGAUGCCAAGUGUGUCUUAUGCAGUGUUAUUAUGACUGAUGAUGAAAACGCUGAUAAAAAAUGUUUUGGUUUAGGGUUACUUCAUUUGAUCACUGACCAAAACAUGGUUAUAAGUGUAUAUACGUUUGUAUAGUUUUUUUUUUUC
Molecule: messenger RNA, 2734 nt
Organism: Betta splendens (Siamese fighting fish)
Lineage: Eukaryota; Metazoa; Chordata; Actinopteri; Anabantiformes; Osphronemidae
Gene: tp63
Product: tumor protein p63
Exons: 14
Coding region: 183-2090 (635 amino acids)
Biological process (GO): regulation of transcription by RNA polymerase II; protein tetramerization; apoptotic process
Cellular component (GO): nucleus
Molecular function (GO): protein binding; DNA-binding transcription factor activity, RNA polymerase II-specific; RNA polymerase II cis-regulatory region sequence-specific DNA binding
Source: RefSeq, a predicted model, not a curated record